AUGGACACAGGUGAGAAUAACAUGUCCGGUUUGAUACCAACGGGUAAAAUCGAAGAAAUGGAUACUAGUGAAGCGCCGACGAGGAACCAUGAUUGGGAAUUAUUAAAGAUGAGGAUAAUUAGCGUAUUCCAGUUGGACAAAAUGAGCCCAGAUUGCGAAGAAGCGUAUGCCGAUGCAAUAUUGACAAUUCACGGCUUCGAUUUCAAUGAGCAAGAUGAGAUUUUUCAAUCAAUAAUCGCUGAAACCAUCGCCGGUGUGAUAUUCGCCUCGCCGUGCACCUCAACGGAACCCAUCACGGGACCAUCAUUCGGAAAAGACCUUUGCUAUCCGGAACUCGACACCGUGUUUGGGACGAAAUCGCACCGGGCCCUUCAGUUUUUGGUCACCGCCGCCGCCAAUUUGAGUGCCGAAAUGCGAAAAACCGACGGCGGCGAAUCGGAGCGACGAGUUUUCGAGAUUAUUGAUCGAGCUGUGCUCUCCAAUAUCAUUUCACUUCUACGCGGGCAUUAUGAACCAAUGCUCAACGGCCACGACGCGCGAAUCUCACUGGUGCAUCGCAUCUACAUGGAACUUCUAUCCGAAGCGACUCUCGUCAAGAUCGUCGCAUUCUGCACUGAUCGCAACCAUUCGGAUGUCGAUGCCCUGUCGGAGGUGUUCAAUCCGAUUCUCGACAUGCAACGAAUCGCGAUGACCGCUCAACACCUCGAACUCGAUAAAGAUCACUCAAUGUACCUGCUUUAUCGUUGCCUUAUAAGGCUUCUCAGUGUCAAAGUGGGACAAACGCGUCCGAUAUGUGAUCUGUUAGUUAGUCGCAAGGAUUUCCAUCAUACGCCAUUUAUGGAGAUGUUUGAAGGAAGAGAAGUGGCGCACUUCUCGUAUUUGGGACCAUUUUUCAGUUUCGGUGUGCCGGCGGAAGAUCAAAAAAUCUAUAAAAAGGCUUUCAAAGGAUACGAGAAGCCGAACGCCGACAAAUCGGCAUAUAUGCUCGAAACGCGGCAAUACCACGAACGCGCCCAAGUAGUCCGAUCGUAUCUACGCCAAAUCAUGCACCAAUUAUUGGUGAACGCGAACACCCGAAGCGCCACACUCAAAUGGCUCGGCGACGUGUUGGUGCGCAAUCGGAAAAAGGCGAACAUGCACUCGAACUCGUUCGAAUUGGUCAAAAAUCAAUAUAUAGUCAAUCUUCUCUAUGUCAUGUAUGAGCUUUCCGUGAAAAUUGAGCUCGACAAGGUUAAUGUUUAUUAUCCAUUCCAACCGAACACAUUGGUUGAUGUUAGUGAGCGAACUCGAAUCAAAAUGACUGAAAUUGAAGCCAAAGAGUUUGCGGCGAAAUUUGAAGCGAAUUCAGAAGAGAAAUUCACGACGGAAUGCUUCUUUCUGACGAUUGAAUGCCAACGAUUGGUGUUCAAUCCGAUUCAGGACGCCAUCGAUAAUUAUUCGAGAGUUAUUGGCGAAUUGCGUCGAAAAAUUGAAAGUAUGAAAGAGGAAAUCGAGAAGUCGCACGCGAUGGUCCGGCAACAACUUGAGAUGAAGCUUAUGAAGACUGAAACGAGGCUUGAGAAUUAUUGCAACUAUUUGAAUUGUAUGAAAUGUCUCAUUAAUGAUCCGGCAUUGAUCGCCAGCGCUUUGGAUUUCAUUGAGAAACAAUUGGUGCUGCUUAUCAGAUCGAUUGAUCCGACAUGGUAUGAUUUGAUUAAUCGGACUAUUCGUCCAUUCAUGCCAUCAGCUCAAAAUCAUUUCAGCGAUGUCGCCGGCGCCGUUGAGAACAUGAAGUUCUUCGAUGAGGCUCCCGAACAUUUCGCCGCGUUGCCCGAAUUCUAUUUGAGCGACGUGCUUCAUUUGCUCAAAAACGCGCAACAGAACGCGCCCGAAUUUCUGCAGGAGCGACGAAACGACUGGACCGGCCAACUCGUUUAUCUGUUCGUCAAUAUGAAGUAUUUCAAGAAUCCGUUCCUGAUUGCCGACAUUGUCGAGACGCUGGCGUAUCCAUUGAUGUACAUGCAGAACACGCCGGGCAUCUUCUUCAACAUGUCGCGAAUGCCGCUCGCCCAGCAGCGAUUAUUGCCAGCCCUUAUCAAAUUCUACUCCGAUUUCGAGGAUAGCGGCGAUUUCUAUCAGAAAUUCACUGUUCGCCGACAUAUUCAUAUGAUAAUGAGCGCGCUCAACAUGGAUAUGCACUAUAAGAGUGCGCUUUUGGACAUAUCUAGGGAAUGUGGGCCGGAGUACAUUCGAUUUGUGAACAUGAUUCUGAAUGAUUGCACGUGGUGCAUUGACGAAUGCCUUUCGGCGCUGAAACAGAUUCACGAUAUUGAGAAACAAAUGUCAAGGACCGAUGAAUGGAAUGCGAGAAGCGACGAGGAUCGUGAGCAGAACAUUGGUGUCUAUGAGGAGGCGAGAAAGAAGGUCCGAGUAUGGCUUGAUUAUGGCUAUGAAUCGAUAAAAGCGCUCUCGCAAUUGGCUUCUGAAUGCCCGCAGCCGUUUAAGACGUCGGUGCUCGGCGAACGACUCGCGGCAAUGCUCAAUCACAAUUUGGCGCAGCUUUGCGGCCAAAAUUGUGCGGAUUUGAAGGUCAAAGACGCGCUCAAGAAUUACAAAUGGGACCCGCGAAAAUUUGUGAGCAUUAUUGUUGAAAUCUAUCUGGCGCUUCACAAUCCCGAAUUUAUCAAAUAUAUUGCCUAUGACGAGCGUACUUAUACGCCGACGAUGAUGGAAAAGGUGUUGGAUCGCAUUGAAUCGGCGUCGAUCGUCUCGAUGAGCUAUUUGGAGCGAUUCAAACGGCUCGCCGAUGAUGUCAAAGCCGAGUACAAUGCGAAAGCGGAGCUUGAAGAGGAUUUGGAUGAUGCUCCUGAAGAAUUUAAAGAUCCGAUUAUGGAUGCGGUGAUGACGGAGCCGGUAAAAUUGCCGUCGGGACACAUUAUGGAUCGGAGUGUCAUCGAGCGACACCUGCUCAGUACACCCAAUAACCCUUUCAAUCGCGCGCCGCUCAACAUCAAUGAAGUUGUUCCAGUACCGGAACUCAAGGCGAAAAUUGAUGAGUGGAUUGCUGAAAAGCGAAAAGCUCGUCGUUAG
Messenger RNA from Caenorhabditis bovis, 3069 nucleotides. The record is from the annotation of a GenBank genome assembly. NCBI's taxonomy places the organism in Eukaryota, Metazoa, Nematoda, Chromadorea, Rhabditida, Rhabditidae.